This is a messenger RNA of Osmia lignaria (orchard mason bee), 2587 nucleotides long. RefSeq names its product sarcoglycan delta (gene Scgdelta). Gene Ontology annotation, cellular component: membrane; sarcoglycan complex. The record is from RefSeq and is a predicted model, not a curated record. Gene Ontology annotation, biological process: heart contraction. NCBI's taxonomy places the organism in Eukaryota, Metazoa, Arthropoda, Insecta, Hymenoptera, Megachilidae.
CUGACGGUUCAGUGUCGUGCGCGAUUUCGUACGCGACGCUUGCCAACUUCCGGCCGUGACGGGCUUCCUCGCGUAAAGUCGAUCGUUUUCGAGUUCCCGAGUCGCGAUCGUAAAAGAAAAAAAACACACAGAAGAUCGAGAGAACGAUUCGUCAGUGAACAAUGAGGGGAUCGCUAGAUCGGACUCUGGUUCCGGCUUCGUGCCUCAAAAUCUACCACAUAAAGAUUUUUUGAUUCGCUUAUCGAUGACGAUCAAUGAUUUUUGAAAAGGAAUCGUUUAUUCGACAUGAAACAUUUCAAGAGCACCGAGCUCAACUGUGAGCGAUAAAAAAAAUCUAUACAGAGAGAGAAAAACAAAAAAUAACUUGAUAUAAUUAAAAUCGUUUGAAUAAAACUACGGUAGUAAUUUUUCCAUUAGAGGAACAGUGGUAACUGGUUAUUCUGCCGGCUGAACUUGGACUUCUCGCGCAGCUAAUCGUUCUAAUCGAACGGAAGCCGUGGCUUCCGGUUGUCGGAAGAGUACGCGGGAAACCGUGUCGAGGAAGAACUGUCGGAAUGCAAGCUCUAAAUUUACUGUUCGUAGCACGCUUCUGAAUCUAAUACGCAAGUUAUUUCGGGGUCGAUAAGGUCGUUGGAUACUUUGGUAGCCGGUUCUCGUCAUUAUCUUCAUCGUGGUGCGUAUAUCGCGCGGAGGAAUUAUAUCCGGCAUUCGGCUGAUGGUCCGCAAAUAGCUGGACACGGUGGAGCUCGGUGGUAUCUGGUAGAAAAGUCCUGUGUGUGCGGUGGUACACGGUGAAGUCCUGGUCGUAAUGACUCGUAAUUGCACGAAGGAGGAGCGAACGUCGAGCUGGAACGAUUUAAGGAACACCUAGCGUCACCCUUCCGCCCCUCUCUGGCUAUAAUGAUUAGGUGCACGCGACUUCAAGGUUUAGUCGGUUGAAGUGUGGUGAACCGGGGAUAAGGAACCGCGAUGUUCCCUAUCUGAAUACGAUUUUGCCAGCCGAGAUAGGUUAUCACCAGGCCAGGCCAAGCCAGUGUCCUACGUAAAUUACAGAUCAACCGAGUGGAUUCACCGAGAUUUAAUUAAGGAGCCAACAUGGACACGUCGCCAACGCUAAGUAUCGGCGGCUCGAGGGCCCGUGCGGCCCUUUUAACUACAACCGGUAGCGGGACCGGAAGUGCCGAUAGACGUGUUGUCUUUUUAGCGAGUCAACCGACCGUUGGGAGUAGUCACGAGACGAAGACCUGGCCUCAUCAUUGGUCACCCCACACGACCGGGAACAGUUACAAAUCGCCCGAGGAGUCGCCGCAUUCGGAGCACAGCAGAUUGAGGAUGUCUCGAGGGCAAACAGGCUGGGCAGACGAGCCGUGCACGUCGACCGGUGGCCGGAACGUGGUUAGACAAUCCGCGGGACCAUCCUCGAGAAGGACACCUCCCCUUCUCGAGGACCGCACUUCCGGUACCGCGUCCUGCAAGGAAGGACUGAGGUUAGGCGUGUACGGCUGGAGAAAGAGGUGUCUCUACUCGUUGGUGCUGACUUUAAUGAUCAUCGUGAUCCUGAACCUGGCUCUCACAGUGUGGCUGCUCAAAGUCAUGGGAUUUAGUUCCGAGGGAAUCGGCUCGCUGAAGGUGGUGCCCGGAGGGAUCGAGCUCAGAGGUCAAGCUGCCGUUCUGGAUGCUCUGGUGGCCUCCAGCCUCAGAUCCAGACGAGGAAAGAAUCUGGUUCUCGAGUCUUGGAGCAACUUCACUGCUUCUGCUAGGUCGCACGAUGGCCGACUACUCGCGCGAUUCACAGUUGGUGAAGAUCGCGUGGACUGUGUGUCGAGAGGGUUUCGAAUAACCGACCCUCGAGGAGGAAUCCUCUUCUCGGCGGACAGGGAGCAGGUGGUGGUGGGGGCGGAAAUGCUGAGGGUAACCGGUGACGGGGGUGCCGUUUUCCAGGGCAGCGUUCAAACACCGUUGGUCAGAGGGGAAUCGGGUCGCGGCCUCAGACUAGAGUCAGCGACCAGAUCCUUGAAGAUCAGCGCUCCUCAACGAGUGGUGAUCGAAUCAUGGGCCAACGAAAUAUCAGCUUCCUGUCUAACUGAUUUGAAGCUACAAAGCGUCCACGGUGCCAUCAAGCUAGACGCAAAGGCUUUGUUCAUGAAGGGUCUUAAAACAGCCAGUCCGAGCCAAGGGCACUCGUCGAGAGAACAACAACAACAACACUCCUCCAGGACAUCUUCUCAUCAGAAUCAAAGGGACACGACCAUUUAUCAGUUAUGUGCCUGUGCUAACGGCAAACUGUUUCUCGCUAGAUCCGAGGGUACCUGCCAAGCGGACAAAUCAAUUUGCUAAUACCAGACAUUCGAGUAAAGCAACGUUCAACCUCGAAGAAUCUGAUCGAGCAAGAUCAAAGACACUAGUAUCUACGUGAGAACGCUAACGAACGAUGAACUGGUGACGAAGAAAGUGUUGCAAAAGUAGAAUCCAUGCAGGUGACGGUGUACAGUAGUCGAAAGUCCCGAGAUCGCCCAAGGCCUUUGCUUUUCGCUGGUGUUUUCGUGUUCUAGAGGAACCGCGUUCAUUUUCUUUUUUUUUUUUUUUU